AUGUCGAAAAGCAUUGCGCUUCCUGCGCUCACCGCAUCCAUCCCGGCGUUCUACCACUUUCUGGCUCCCAAACAGGCGGUUGCGCAGGGGCUCUUCCUGCCCGUCGGCUACGGCUAUGUGGUUUCGACCGUCGUUUCGGCGCUCUGGGUCACCUUUCUGAUGGGAGUCAAGGUGGGAAGCGCUCGCAAAGCCGCCCAGGUGCCCUACCCCUAUCUCUACGCCGAGAAGGCGGUGGCGGAAAAGAACCGCGACGCGCAUCUGUUCAACUGCGCCCAGCGUGUGCAUCAGAACACGCUCGAGAACCUGACGAGCUUCAUCUUCCUCACGCUCUUCAACGGAUUCUUCUUCCCACGCCUCACGGCUGCGUUUGCGGCGACGUGGGUGGUGUCGCGCAUCCCGUAUGCCAUCGGCUACUACUCGGGCACCCCCAGCAAGCGCGCAUUCGGCGGCAUCUUUGGCGGCCUCAGCUUCCUUGCUCUGUUGAUCCAGGCCACCUAUCGCUACGCCGCUCUGCAACCAGGCUCGAUGCUGAGUUCUGAUGCAUAUGCAGCAAAGGGGUACGGUGAACCUUGCCUGCUCCGAGUGCAAGCUGGCAUCGAGUCAAACGGGCGGGGAGAAUCACGUGAGGCAGACGGUCGAUCCGGUGCCACCGUCACCACCGAGGAAGCUCCGAGCGACUUUCCGCCCGUCAGCCCUCGUGUCGUGCUGCCGGGUCGUAAAGAAGAAGCACAGCUCCUAGUCUACUUCUUCAGACCUAGGGGCUCGCUUGCCCCCUCGCCGACGGUGCGCAGGAUCCGAUCCUGGGCCACCGCCGUCUCGCUGUAUCUCGAGGCGUUUCUGUGCCACCUGCACACGCUGCUCUACUUUUUCUUCCUGCACACGUACGAGCCGGCGUCGCGCGCAUGGUGGGACUCGUCCAAGGGCUCGGCGGUGGUCAUCUAUGCGCCGCACAACGACGCCGUCGCGCGCUACGUUGCGCUGCGCCUCUCGUCCGGCUCGCCCUCGAGUUUUGCACUCAAGGAUGUGGGGCCGACGAAGCGCAACCCGCGCGCACCGUAUACGUGCUUUGUGCUGCAUGCCGACUCGGACCAGUUCUCCAUCACCGUCGCGCAGUGGGCUGCCAAAAAGGCGCGCAUAGAAAAGGCGCUCCUCAAGCAGAAGGCGGGUCGCUCCUCCGAGAGCUCCAGCUCGCCAUCGUCGCCAACAUCGACUACGCACACGUUCGAUGCAGAGUCGUCGGCGGAUCGGUCCGAACCCUCGUCGCCAAGCCCAACGCCUUCGGCCCAGCUGGGACCGAGGGGCGACGAGACUCCGCGCGCGAGCAGGAAGUCGAGACCACCGCCGAUCCAGAUCAACCGGCGCAGGAGGAGGUCGCGCAGCUGGUCGGCGUGGGCGACGCCCGAUCUGUUCGGAUACGGCAUCGACAUGCUCAAGGGCUGGAUGCCGGGGCGUAGCGGCCCCAAGGCGACUCCUGCGGGGACGAUCAUCCCGAUCAUGGCGGAUGUGCAGACGGCCGACGGAUUGGCGAUGAUCAACUCGACCAUCUCGGCGUACUGCAACUCGCACGAUCUGCUGCUCAGCGGCGUCAUCCUGGUUCCGUCGGUGCUGUGUCCGCGCAAUGUGCCGCUCACCAAAGCCGCUCGGGCCGACAUGCCCAAGACGCCCGGGAGUGCGUACAGCGAUGUGGAUCCGUUCAGCCUGUGCAACCGCGACGUGUGGGGCGAGGUGCGUGCGUCUGCUUCGGGCUCGACCGGACGCUUGGGUGCGGGGCUGACGGGACCGCGCGAUCCGUUUGGUCUGGCACCGGCAUGGCGCGAGGCAUCGGAUCUGGGCGCAUCGAUGGACUCGUCGUCGUUCAAUGCUGCAUCGCCACCGCUCUCGCCGACGAGUGCACGCAUCGUGCGCACCCAGGACGACCACCAGGCCGCCCUCCACUCUGCACUCGCCACCGACGUUGUGCAGGCCAAGGCGCUCAUCAACGUACUCUUCCCCGCACUCAAGCGCGAUAAAGGCCGCAUCCUUGGUCUGGUCCCCAGUGGAUAUGGCCCGGAGCUGCCACACGAUCCAGAUACACUGUCGUUGCAGUCGCUACCAUCGCGCAAUGGUAGUGGUAAGGCACGGGAUCGAUCGCACUCGGGCUCGUCGUCCAGUGCCGAUCUCAUGCCCGAGCGCGAUACGAUGCCCGUGCUCAAGACGUGGCCGGGGGCGGUGGUGAAUACGGUGCGCGAGGCGCUGCGUACGCAGUACCGCGAGAUGGAGCUCGAGUACAAGCGACGCGGUGGAAGCGCCAAGCACGUGCAUGUGUCGACGAUCGAAACCAAUGCGCUGGUGCGGCUGCCGCAAACGCGACUCAAGAAGAUGGUCAAGUGGAACGAGAGCGUUCGCUUCUUCAACACGCGCAAGCGCAUGGCAUGGCGAUGGCGCGACCUCUUGCAACCCGCCCGUCUGCUUGAUCGUCUGCCCUUCAUCGCGCGCUUCGGCCGUCUUCGAGGCGAAGACAGCCACGCCUCACCUCCAGAUGGAGCGAGGUAUGGCAUCUACAUCCCUGCUGAGCUGCGCCCUUUCCUGCGCGGCUGGGUUCGACCCCUCUCGGAAGCUCGGGAUGAAGACGACAUCUACUCGACCGCUCCUGCCCUCGUCCGAUUGGUGCGUCGCUUAGUCCGCGUGCUGCGGUGGAUCGAACAAUGCUGCAUCCCCUGGGACGAUUUAGCCGAACAUGUGGCGGCAGUAAGUUACCCCAUUGCACUUGGAUCGUCGUGCCCGCCCACGCCCGGACCGUCGCAGUCGCUGUUGCAUCCGUACACGGUCUCGUCGAAUCACGCACCUUCUGCGCAUCGACAGCUCUGGUCGGGAACAAGCAAAAAGGUCGACGACGACGAAGAUGCUGCCGACUUUCCCUUUUCCACUGCCAGCUCAGGUCCGGCAGUGACCCUGCUCAAUGUAAAGGCCGAACCGGUGCGUGUGCCCCGGACGUAUCCGCGCGAACUGAGCCACCAGAAUCCAACACCCCUGUUCGAAAGCAUCAGAUCGGCCCUCACGUCGUACCAUCCCAGACGUACGUAUUAUCCCACCCUCGCCGGCUGGAUGGCUGCAGUGAUCCAUGAUGCCGCCCCGUGGGUACACGAAUGGAUCAAACCCGCCCUGGCAGCCUACCUCCUCCAAUACACUGUCGAGUCCCAGCCUUAG
Molecule: messenger RNA, 3186 nt
Organism: Moesziomyces aphidis
Lineage: Eukaryota; Fungi; Basidiomycota; Ustilaginomycetes; Ustilaginales; Ustilaginaceae
Source: the annotation of a GenBank genome assembly